GGUAGGUGACCAUAGGCACACUGAAUGAGAGAAGCGAACCGGGCAAACCACUCACUCCCAUCUAUUCGAGCUGGAAGCAUCUCUCUCUGCAGUUGACCGCCAUGGACCCUCGUACCGCUGAAGUACCCAGCAAGAGGGCUCGUAUAUUCAACAGAGCGAAUAACAUUAUUUUCUGUCUCCUUGCGGUUUUGUUUUGCUCUGCCGUGCUUUUGAACCUGUGGGCUACGACGAAUGCCUUCGGUAACUAUCCCCUGGAACGGCUGGUGACCACUGGGCCUGUGAGAUUCGAGGCCGAGCUCUUCUCUACCUCCGUGUAUAACGGCCAGCCACGAAAAGAGCUUGUUGAAGAUAGCAUUCCACUUAGAGAGACCGAUCAGGACCCCGACUUAGACCACUACCCCCUCAUGGACGGUCAACGCCGUACGCCAAGCCACACAUCAGCAUCUUCAAUGUGUUUCAUGGUGUUUCUCGCAUUCGUUCUGGGUUCCAUCCUUUGUGCGGCGAUGUCCAUUCUUCUAAUUCCUCGACUCGCUAAACAAAAGAUGGACGUGGAGUCAGAUCGUCAUUGUGCUAUGCGUAUGGCACACUAUUGUGAGUUGGCUCUCGUUCAAAAUCCUCCCUUUUCUUCUUCCCGACGGCGCCGGUACUGAAACGAGGUCGAGAAGACAUAUUCGACAACGACCUUCAAUGGAACCUUCAUGCAAGAAACAAUCUACCGUCGUCUUGGAUCGCCCGAAGUGGACUCAGCAUGGGAGGCUCUAGGUAUCGAUUACAGGCCUUCCGUCAUUCCAGAACAGGAAGGGCAUGCGGGCGGACUUA
Molecule: messenger RNA, 819 nt
Organism: Chaetomium strumarium
Lineage: Eukaryota; Fungi; Ascomycota; Sordariomycetes; Sordariales; Chaetomiaceae
Exons: 6
Coding region: 102-650 (182 amino acids)
Source: RefSeq, a predicted model, not a curated record